CCCGCCCCUGCGGGCCCCGUGCCCUUCUCAACAUGGCGCCUCCCCGCGCCCGUGCCUCACUUCCGCCCGUGCGGGGAACCCCGGAGCGGAUAUAGCGGCCCCCGUUUCCGGCCUGGCCCCUUUUCGGUCGCGGCUGCCUCCACGCGAACAUGCCUCUGGCCAAGGACCUGCUGCACCCCUCCCCGGAGGAGGAGAAGAGGAAGCACAAGAAGAAGCGCCUGGUGCAGAGCCCCAACUCCUACUUCAUGGACGUGAAGUGCCCAGGUUGCUAUAAGAUCACCACCGUCUUCAGCCACGCUCAGACCGUCGUUCUGUGUGUGGGCUGCUCCACGGUGCUGUGCCAGCCCACUGGAGGAAAGGCAAGGCUCACAGAAGGAUGCUCCUUCAGACGAAAGCAGCAUUAAACUAAAGGAGUCUGAGAUGGCUGGGACUACGUGCACAGAUGGCUGCACAGAUGAAGAGCAUGGGAUUUGAUUCAGGUGUGACCUGAAUGCUUUAGCCAGGUGUCCUUGGAAUGCAACCCAGGAAUGUGACUUUCAUACUGUCCCUGUAGCCCCACCCAUCUCACUGUCAAUAAAUUUUGGAUAAAAUACAA
Messenger RNA from Dromaius novaehollandiae (emu), 595 nucleotides. It is a transcript of the gene RPS27, whose product is annotated as ribosomal protein S27. The transcript has 4 exons. Gene Ontology annotation, molecular function: RNA binding; structural constituent of ribosome. The coding region runs from base 150 to 404 and encodes 84 amino acids. Gene Ontology annotation, biological process: translation; ribosomal small subunit assembly. Gene Ontology annotation, cellular component: cytosolic small ribosomal subunit; ribosome. Lineage: Eukaryota; Metazoa; Chordata; Aves; Casuariiformes; Dromaiidae. The record is from RefSeq and is a predicted model, not a curated record.